CUCAAGUGACAUCAACGAUUGCAAUGAACGAAACGAAAAACUGUCAGAAAAAUAUGAUGCCGCUAAGGGAACCCAGAAAAAAGCGAAGGGUUCGACUUCGGCCACGUAAACCAUUCCCAAUUAAUAUAGGUUCUGAUAAUGAAUGGAUCGUUUAUACCGGCCACCUCGGUAACCUGGGUGUCUGUGUCACAGAACUCUACGAUAUCGAAGCUCUACAUUCCAUGGGGUUUUUUGGGAAAGGAUCUUUAUCGCGAAGUUAUCCAAACUUUGAGAGGACUAGACGGCCAGUUGUGAGACACAGACAAUGGGCUAGACGACAAGCAUGGCUUGAACAAGCGGAAAAUCUAGCGGCAGAAGCUCUGGCAAAAUCUAUGGAAGAGGAAUCGUGGAAAAAUGUUGCAGUUAUCGACUCGUCAAAAGAAAUGGAUCGCAAUAAAAAAACUUGUGUGUCAGAAGUUGAGGAGGCAAGAGCAGAUGGACAGGCAUCGGAAAAUGCUGGGAAUAUUGUAAAAGAUGUUAGUGUACAUGAUUCAGAUGAGAGCGUAGAACCUGCAGAAAAAAAACUCAGACUUUCAACUCAAGAAGAUAUCAGAUCUUCUGAAGAAGGCGCAGAUUGCACAAAUGAAAAAAUGGAUGGCAAAUGUGAGAAAAAUCAAGUUGAUGAUAUGGUGUCAGUUACAGAAAUUAAGAACAACGAUUCAAGUUCUAGUCUAUCUAAGAAUAUUGAAGUGCAAGACUCCCAUGAAACUGGUGGUGAAUUAACAUCUGUACCUGCGAAAGUAGAUGAAGUCGUUCUUGACACCAGUGAAGAGGAAGAUGAAGUAUGUGAAAUUUCACAUGUCGAGACUUCAGAACCCAUGACACAAAAUGUCUCUGGUGAUGCAGAUAUUAUGGUCUUAAGUGAUGAGAAAAUAUCAAUAAGUUUAGACGAAGAAAAUUGUUGUGAAAUCGAAAAUGAAACAAAUGUUGAAGACGACAUCGAAAUGUUAGAGAGAGAAUUGUUAGUUUUACCCGACAGUGACUCUGAUACUGAAAAUUAUUUGAAUAACGUGAAACCAACAGUUCAGAAGGAAGGUUUUCCCGUUAGAGAAGUAAUGUAUCUCACAUUUGAGGAAACGUUUUUUCUAAUGUUCGGAUUGGGCUGCCUACAAGUUGUCGACUUUGAUGGUAAUUUGUUGAGUAUUUUGGAUGCAUGGAAUCACUUCUGCCAUGUACAAAGUGAUUUUGUACAAAAAUAUGUUGUAUACCAUUACUUUCGCAGCAAGGGCUGGGUGGUUAAACCUGGCUUGAAGUAUGGCGGCGAUUUUUUGCUGUACAAACAAGGGCCUCCAUUUUAUCAUGCAUCGUAUAUCGUGAUUGUGGAAGUGUUAGAUGCAGAUACCUUGAUCACAGAUGACAAGAAAACAACACGUAAAAUGACCUGGAAAAAAUUAUUUGGCCUUGAUAGAUUAUCUGAAACUGCUGCCAAGGAAAUAUUAUUCGCUAAAGUCCUUUGGCCAUCAAAAAUUCCAAGAAGUGAACACCCUUCCACCCCAGAACUUUUGGGCGAAUUUAUGGUGCAAGAAUUACUUUAUAGAAGAUGGAUUCCAAAACAAAAUAGAGAGGAAAUUGAUUUAGAAGAUGACAAAGAUGAUUUGGAGUAA
Diprion similis is the source of this 1643-nucleotide messenger RNA. RefSeq names its product tRNA-splicing endonuclease subunit Sen2 (gene Tsen2). The transcript is spliced from 5 exons. Gene Ontology annotation, molecular function: nucleic acid binding; tRNA-intron lyase activity. The record is from RefSeq and is a predicted model, not a curated record. NCBI's taxonomy places the organism in Eukaryota, Metazoa, Arthropoda, Insecta, Hymenoptera, Diprionidae. Bases 24 to 1643 code for a protein of 539 amino acids. Gene Ontology annotation, cellular component: tRNA-intron endonuclease complex. Gene Ontology annotation, biological process: tRNA-type intron splice site recognition and cleavage; tRNA splicing, via endonucleolytic cleavage and ligation.